AUGGGCACAAGAAAUCAUUCCACAGUGACUGAGUUUCUUCUUUUGGGACUAACUGACCAACCAGAGCUUCAGCUGCCUCUUUUCUGCCUCUUUUUAGGGAUUUAUACAGUCACAGUGGUAGGAAAUCUCGGCAUGAUCUCAAUAAUUAGAUUGAGUUCCCAACUUCAUACCCCUAUGUACCAUUUCCUCAGUAGUCUGUCUUUGGUAGAUUUGUGCUAUUCUUCUGUUAUUACUCCCAAGUUGCUGGCAGAGCUUUUAUGCAGGGAUACAGCUAUCUCCUAUUCUGGAUGCAUGACUCAGCUAUUUUUUUUCUGUAUGUUUGUCAUUUCUGAGUGCUACAUGUUAGCUGCAAUGGCCUAUGAUCGCUAUGUCGCCAUCUGCAGCCCCCUGCUCUACAAUGUCAUCAUGUCCCCUCGAGUCUGUUCUCUGCUGGUGGCUUCUGGCUUCUCAGUAGGAUUUACCGAUGCUAUGAUUCAUGGCGGUUGUAUACUAAGGCUGAAUUUCUGUGGCUAGAACAUCAUUAAACAUUAUUUCUGUGACAUCAUCCCACUUAUUAAACUCUCUUGUUCAAGCACUUACAUUGAUGAGCUUUUGAUUUUUGUCAUCGGUGGAUUUAACAUGAUAACCACCAGCCUGACAAUCAUCAUUUCUUAUGUCUUUAUUCUCUCCAGCAUCCUCCGCAUGCGCUCGACAGAGGGCAGGUCCAAAGCCUUCAGCACCUGCAGUUCCCACUUGACAGCUGUUCUUACAUUUUAUGGGACUCUCAUGUCCAUGUAUCUCAAACCUGCUUCCCGCAGCUCACUCAUCCAGGAGAAAGUAUCCUCAGUAUUUUACACCACCGUGAUUCCCAUGUUGAAUCCCCUGAUAUAUAGUCUGAGGAACAAGGAAGUGAAAGAUGCACUGAUAAAACUCUUAAAAAGAAAAAUACCUUUAUAA
Molecule: messenger RNA, 936 nt
Organism: Panthera uncia (snow leopard)
Lineage: Eukaryota; Metazoa; Chordata; Mammalia; Carnivora; Felidae
Product: olfactory receptor 8D4
Exons: 1
Biological process (GO): sensory perception of smell; G protein-coupled receptor signaling pathway
Cellular component (GO): membrane
Molecular function (GO): olfactory receptor activity; G protein-coupled receptor activity; odorant binding
Source: RefSeq, a predicted model, not a curated record